Salvelinus namaycush (lake trout) is the source of this 2256-nucleotide messenger RNA. RefSeq names its product polynucleotide kinase 3'-phosphatase. Bases 91 to 1887 code for a protein of 598 amino acids. Gene Ontology annotation, cellular component: nucleus. The transcript has 18 exons. Gene Ontology annotation, biological process: DNA repair. Lineage: Eukaryota; Metazoa; Chordata; Actinopteri; Salmoniformes; Salmonidae. Gene Ontology annotation, molecular function: double-stranded DNA binding; protein binding; polynucleotide 3'-phosphatase activity. The record is from RefSeq and is a predicted model, not a curated record.
GUUGGAACGUGCUACCUUUAAAGUGUUCCGCCUAUUUCUCGGCAAUAUUCCAUUCCUCCUCUUGUCUGGUUGUGAUUGUGAACUGAAAACAUGCAGCAGUGCACAUUACUCAGUGCAUCCGGCGCUCGUGUCCCACUAGCCGAUGGCCGAGCCGUGAUCCUAGGUCGUGGUCCAGAGACUGGAGUUAUUGACAAGAAGUGCUCCCGACACCAGGUGAAGCUGGUGGCCUGUUAUGCAGACAAGGAGGUACUUGUAACACAGCUUGGUCCCAACCCCUCAUCCUUGGGCAGUGAGAGUCUUGGUAGAGGCCAGUCUGGCCGACUGACCCAUGACAGCACCCUCUACCUGGUUAACCAGAGCCACCCCUUCAGAGUGCAGUUCUCUGCUUCCAACGAAACCUCCUCAUCCUCUGCCCAGAAGGGGAAGGUUGUAGAAAGGUUGAAAGCAUUGGAUAAGACAAAAGGAGGAAAGAAUGACAGAGAGAGGGAGGUUCAAAGCACAGGUCCCAAACGCAGCAUCCAAGACUUUUUUGCUUCCUCUCCCAAGAAGGCAUCCAAGAGGUCACACAGUUCUGAGGAGGACCCGCAGGAGAAGCGCAGGAGGACUACAGGCUCCGACAGUGGGGACGAGGCUGAGAAGCUUGCUGAGGAGAAGCUCCGACACCUCCAGGAAAUGUCAGAGAGGGCUUCAGGGGCUAGCAGAGACUGUGUCCAGCAGCAGGCAUCAGUCUCAGCCUGUUCUCGAAGCCACUGGCAGCAGAUUGGAAACCUCAUGCUCUACACUGCUGUUGGCGUCACUGGAAGCACCAAGAUUGCUGGGUUCGACAUUGAUGGGUGUAUCAUCACCACCAAUUCUGGAAAAGUGUUUCCCACCAGCCCAGAUGACUGGAGGAUUCUCUUUCCUGAGAUCCAACCCAAACUGGCCAGCUUAUUAAAGAAAGGCUACAAGGUUGUGUUUUUCACCAAUCAGAUGGGUAUAUCUAGGGGGAAACUGAAGCCUGAGGAUUUCAAGUCUAAAGUGGAGAACAUUCUGAAGACAUUACAGCUCCCCAUACAGGUCUUUGUGGCGUCUGGUCCUGGGAUCUACAGGAAGCCAGUGAUGGGGAUGUGGGAGCACCUGUGUGAGAAGGAUAAUGGCGGUGUGGCUGUAGACAAAAGCCAGAGUCUCUAUGUGGGAGAUGCAGCGGGACGGCCUGUUAACUGGGCUCCUGGCAAGAAGAAGAAGGACUUUUCCUGCAGUGACCGACUGUUUGCUCUGAACCUUGGACUACAGUUCCACACUCCAGAGGAGUUCUUCCUGGGCUGGAAGACCGCCCCCUUCAGUCUUCCUCCAUUUGACCCUAGGAAAUGUGACUCUAACGCCCGUCUAUAUGACCCGCCCAGUGCCUCCCUCACCUCCACCAAGCAGGAAGUAAUCAUUGCCGUGGGUUUCCCUGCUUCCGGGAAAUCAUCCUUUUUCCACACACACAUCGUCCCCAAAGGUUACGUGUACGUGAACAGGGACACCCUGGGCUCGUGGCAGAGCUGUGUUUCGGCCUGUGAGCGGGCUCUGAAGGAGGGGCGCAGCGUGGCGGUGGAUAACACCAACCCAGACCCUGAGUCUCGCAAACGGUAUGUUGACGUCAGCCAGAGUUUGGGCGUGUCCUGUCGGUGCUUCAACUUCUCUGCCUCCCUGGAGCAGGCCAAGCACAACAACAGAUUCCGUGAGAUGGCCCCCUCCACCACCAAGCACCUCAAAGUCAAUGACAUGAUCUUCCACAGUUACAAGAAGAAGUUUGUGGUGCCCAGUCUCUCGGAAGGCUUUUCAGAAAUCCUGCAAAUUCAUUUUGUCCCAACCUUUACAGACAGCCAAUCAGAGGCCCUCUUCAGGCAGUUCUCUGAAGGCUGAUUGGGUGGCUGGUAUUCUAACCUAAGAUUCAUCAGAUUGUUAUUGGUGGAAAAUAAUCUGGCAGUCGUACCAGUCCAACAUUUUUCUAUGCUGUGGCUGUAUGUAGACAAACUAUUUAGUUACCUGCUGCUAAUCAACAAAUCAUUGCUAUUACGCUACAUACAUUUUGAAGGUGCAGAUGUUUUAACUAAAUGUAACCACAGCAGACAGCACACAUCAGUAUUUUUGUUUGAUUGGCUUGAGUUUCAUAUUUUCGUAUCAUGUUUUCUGGUCAGAUAUACAGUACUUGUUUCCAGAAAGCCUAAAAAGUAAAAAACCAUGAGCAAUGUUUUAUUAAUUGUAUAUUUUAAUAAAUUGUUAUUAAUUUCA